GUAAUUUUACGUGAUUAUUGUUGACGCUAUAGUUGUUUUGUCCACAAAAUAAAGCGUUUAUAAUAAAAAUACACUGUGCUGAUUAAUAGCUAAUUAAUAUUAAGUAAUUGUCGUGACCCAUUAAUAAACAUGGCUCAAAGAGAAAGGCGUUCUAAUGCCGGCAAUCGAAUGGCAAAGUUGCUUGAUGAAGAAGAGGAAGACGAUUUUUAUAAAACAACUUACGGGGGUUUUCAAGAGGCUGAAGAAGACAACGAUUAUGUUGAAGAAAAGGAAACUGAAGAUGUUGUUGAUUCAGAUUUUGAUAUUGAUGAAAAUGAUGAGCCAACUUCUGAUCAUGAUGACGAGGACAAACAGAAAAGAAAGGUUAACACAAAAGCUUACAAGGAUCCAAAUAGAAAACGUAAAGGUGUAGUCGAGAAAACAAAAAGAGUUGUAAAGAAACCAAAAGAAUAUAAAAUUAAAGCAGAAACAACUAUAACACCAGUGGAAAAAGUUGAUAAAUCUAUUAUUGAUCCUUCAAUAGAACGAAAAUCAAUAAGACAAAGUACAGCAGUCAAAUCUGCCGAGACUCAACAGAGGAUUAAAAUAAGGUCGGAGUUAAAAAAGAAGAAACCCAAAAAAGUAGAGGAGAGAGUUCUUACACAAGAAGAAUUACUAGAGGAAGCUCUAAUUACAGAAAAAGAAAAUCUUAAAAGCUUAGAGAGAUUUGAACAAAACGAAUUAGAAAGGAAGAAAGUGCGACCUACCAAGAAAACUAUUACUGGACCGGUAAUAAGGUAUCAUUCUUUUGCAGUUCCAGAACCUUUAGUAUCAGAAAUUAGUAACAAACCUGAAGAAUUAGAAAACACUACAUCUUUAGAUGACAGUAAAGAUGAAGAUAUGAUUAAGAGUGAAAAAGAAACAACAGUAGAAAAUACAGAUGAAAAUCCUAAGACCGAAGAGAAACCAGUUGUUGAGGAGAGUGAGAUAAAAUUAGAAAGAGAUACGAGAACAAAGAUGGAUGUAGUCGGUCCUGAUGAAGAAAUUAAAAUUGAGGAUGUUAAAUUAAAAAAUGAAAAACAGAACAAACCCAGAAAUGCUAAUUGCAAGUUUUUUGAAAGGACUCUAAUAUCUUUUGAAAAUGAUAUAAGAAAUAAAGCUUUCAAAUCUUGUUUCCCAACUUCAAAACCUAAGAAACGACGCGAGUUACUCUGUGCUGUCACUAAGAGACCAGCCCGUUACAUAGAUCCUAUCACAAAGCUGCCAUACAGAAGUGUGGACGCUUUCCGUAUAAUCCGGGAAGCUUAUUAUCAACAGUUAGAAGCACGUGGUGACCGUUCCGACCCUCAAGUGAAAGCCUGGCUCGACUGGAGACGAGCUAAUUCCACUUCAAAUUAUGUUCAGAUACAUAUCAAGUGACCAGUGUAUUGUGCUAUGGUGUAGUGACAUAAUUAUGUGACAUAAAGAAAUAUGUGGUCUAUUCCAAAAGAAAACGUAUUCACAUGGUCAUCUCACCUAAAAGACCUCAGCUAAAAGAAACCCGUUGUAGUAUUUCUCGGUAAAUAAAGUGAUUGUGGAAUGUAACAAAUUUCCAGAUAGUGUAGUUAAUGACUUCAUCAAUAAACUUUUAAAAAAAAGACUAAAUAAAUAAGAUAUAUCUGAAGUAUUUGACAUACAUCAGCUAGUGUUAGUGUGUGAAGAAAUAAUAGAAAAAUAAAAUGAAUAGAUACGGUGUGUUUCAAAUAACAAUAAAUUAAUCUA
This is a messenger RNA of Papilio machaon (common yellow swallowtail), 1740 nucleotides long. RefSeq names its product vacuolar protein sorting-associated protein 72 homolog (gene YL-1). Lineage: Eukaryota; Metazoa; Arthropoda; Insecta; Lepidoptera; Papilionidae. Gene Ontology annotation, biological process: regulation of DNA-templated transcription; chromatin remodeling. The record is from RefSeq and is a predicted model, not a curated record. The coding region runs from base 130 to 1398 and encodes 422 amino acids. The transcript has 9 exons. Gene Ontology annotation, molecular function: ATP-dependent H2AZ histone chaperone activity. Gene Ontology annotation, cellular component: nucleus.